This is a messenger RNA of Scylla paramamosain (green mud crab), 3320 nucleotides long. It is a transcript of the gene Sans, whose product is annotated as pre-mRNA splicing regulator USH1G-like. The transcript is spliced from 9 exons. The coding region runs from base 138 to 1601 and encodes 487 amino acids. Lineage: Eukaryota; Metazoa; Arthropoda; Malacostraca; Decapoda; Portunidae. Gene Ontology annotation, molecular function: protein binding. The record is from RefSeq and is a predicted model, not a curated record.
GUUGACUCGGAACUCCGGAGGUCAGCGACAGUCAUCAUAACACAGUGGUGGAGGGAGCACGUGUUGCUCCGCCGGGGCUUCCUGGAUACAGUGUUCUCAGUGCGCGGAUGGAGUGACAGAAAGACUAAUACUACGCCAUGUCCGACAGAUUUCAUAGGGCGGCGCGGGACGGGUACCUGCACGUGCUGAAAGAAGCCACGAGGCGAGACUGCAACCACCCUGACGAAGACGGCCUCACCCCGACCUCCUGGGCUGCCUACGAGGGGAACCUGGACGCUCUCAGGGUCAUUGUGGGAAGAGGCGGUGACCCGGACAAAUGCGACCACUACGGCAACACGGCGCUGCACUGCGCCUCCGCGCGGGGCCACAUGUCCUGCGUCUCCUUCCUCGUCAACUUCGGCGUGAACGUGUGGGCGCUGGACAACGACCUGCACACCGCCAAAGACAUGGCCGCCAUGAACAGCAAAGAUGACAUCCUGCGCUACCUGGACUCCGUGUACGCAAAGCAAACCGUGUCUGACCCCAAGCAAGUCAAAAAGAUCCAGGAGAAAGCACAGAAGGACGCAGAGAAAAGAAGGAAGGAUUUCGACAAGAUUCAAAAGAAAGCUGACAAGAAACGAGAGGAGGAAAAUCUCAAGUUGCAGAAGGAACGAGAGAAGAUUGAGAGAAAUGAGGAAAAGCCGCAAAGCGGAGGCGUGAAGAAAACCAUCAUGAACACCAUAUCCCGCGGCUCCCUGGCCUUCAUCGGCGGCCCCAGGAAGGACUCCCGCACUCUGUAUGACAACGCCUACCAGAGCCCCAAAUUCUCGGACCUCACCACAGCCAAGGACCCCUCCAAGAAGACCCUGGGCGGCAUGCAGAAGAAGAUUAUCAGGAAGAAGAUGAUGGAUGAGAACAGAGGACCCAAUGACUUCAAGGUGGGCACCAUAGAGUCUGACGGCAAGAAGUCAGUGAGGAACUUGAAGGGUCUGCGCCGCGACUCUGAGAUCAUCUUUGUGCCCAACGGGAGCCUGAGCAGCACCAACAGUGAGUCCUCAACAUACGGCAAGAGAGGGAAGCUGACAGACGUGUUUGAGCAGGACGGGGAGGACGGCGGGCAGCCCCUGCAGCGCACCCUCAGCCAGCCGGACUUCUUCUUCGGCGAUCAGGACAACCCCGCCAAUAAGAACCGCAGCUCACUGUUUGCCAGGCCCGGCUUUGGCUCCGUUGCCUUCAGGAACUCCAUCACGGCCACGCUGAGCAGUCUGGCCCCGAGUGGUAGUGACGACACCUCGCCCAGACUCUCCCCUCAGCAGGGCUCCGGCAGCUCCCUGGCUCACGGCAACGACUCAUCAGAGCCUUGGGAAGAAGAGGACCUCCCUUCAGACGACGAGAGCGAGGCAACACCAGUGUACCUCUUCCUGGCGGCGGCUGGACUGGCAGACUUCAUCCCCACCUUUUCUCGGGAGCACAUAGACCUGGACGCCCUCAUGCUGCUCACCGAGGAGGACAUGCUCAACCUCAAGCUGCCGCUGGGGCCACGCAGGAAGCUCCUCAAGGCUAUCAAUGAGCGCAAGUCUGCCAUAGAGAAUCCCGGGGAGGUUGAGGAUAGUCAGCUCUGAGGGAGUGUUGUGUGUCACCAACAUGUUGUUGUUGGCGCCACAGCUCCUGCCGCCAACACCUCCCCCCCACCGUCCCUCUCGCUGGCAUGACCAUACAACCAUUCUAGUCCAUGUUGUGCACUGACCUACUGACCUGUUUCCUGCCAGUAACUCUUGACUAUAUCUUUGUACAUUUAUGUGUCUGGGUGUUGUUUUUACACUGCGUAACUGCAAUGUGAAGAGUAAUGUAUGUGUGUGUGUGUGUGUGUGUGUGUGUGUGUGUGUGUGUGUGUGUGUGUGUGUGUGUGUUUAAAGGAUCAGUGAGCUACAGUCACUCCUGAUGUAUGAACUUGGUUAGUGAAGUACAGAAGACGUGUGUGUACAUAGUAACACAGGAACUACACAGUAUAUUUCACACUUUCAUUGGAUAAAAUGAUGAAAGAAAACUCUUACUUUAAUAAUGACUGCAUCAUUAGCAAUCUUAAGUAACUAAAAUUUGUAGAAUCCAUGGAUAAGCAUAAUCGAAAAGUAAUUACCCCUUAAAGUGAAGAAAAAUUAAUAUAACAUGUACGUUAUUAAAACAUCACAUAUGUAGAAAAUCUCUCUCUCUCUCUCUCUCUCUCUCUCUCUCUCUCUCUCUCUCUCUCUCUCUCUCUCUCUCUCUCUCUCUCUCUCUCUCUCUCUCUCUCUCUCUCUCUCUCUCUCUCUCUCUCUCUCUCUCUCUCUCUCUCUCUCUCUCUCACGUGUGUAGAUAAGUUUUAACAGUUUUGUAUCAUAAUUACUUUUCUUGAUGACCCGGUGCAUUCCUCAUCCUUCCAGACACUCUUGUAAAAUUCUGUUACGUAAUUAUAGCGUUUACAGUGUAGUGUAAAUCAUGUAAAAAUGUAAUGUAUAUUUUGAAGGUAGCCAGCAGCCCCAUAAAAGACUAAGCAGAAUUUGAUGUUAAGAGUAACCCUGCCAUUCUCUUGCCAUGGUAAGAGGUCUCAGACCAGGACCAUUUUGUUUUGUUUGGCUGAUGUGUUACCGCGAACGUGCGUGGCUGUCCCCAGAGAGCCAAGAGUUCCUGUGCCUCCCACACCUCCAGUACAGCCUUCAGGAAUGUGUAUCAGGAAUGUGUAUGACCAAAGAAAGAACAUGGAAUUAUGUAGCCAUGAUUUGAUUUUCGAAAGUUACAGAUUUCCUCCGAGUCUCCUUCCUCCACUUUUUUUUUUUUUUUUUAAUAUUAUAUGUGCAGGGCACUAGAGUUGCUCCAUAACACGCAUAUUUGAAUUACAUGUUGGUGGUGAGGGAGCUGAGUGUCACUUUUAACAGUGUGUAGGAAACACAGUGGGUGUAUCUCCAAUUCAGUAAUGAGUGUGCAGGCAGGUUGUGCCCUCCUGUGUAAACGGAAAGAUUGAUAUGUGUCAUCCUCCCCAUGUAGUAACGAACAUUUUACAUUCCUGUUCUUGUUUUCUUAAUUAAUUAGGUGCAAUGUCAUGCGCCACGGCAGCAUUACCGUGAUGUUCUCCACUGAUUGACUGAUACAGCACGGCCUGAGGUACCGACUCUUGUGAUGAGUGUGUGAAGCAUUCCAUCAGCCACCUCCUAAGGAACAAAUUGUGCCAUUACUCCCUACACUGUUCCUUAUCGUUGUAAUAUUAGUCCAUCUCUUUUUAUCCUUCCAUAAUUUUAUGUACAUUGUGUGAUCUCUGCAUCACAUUUCUUGUCUUAAUUAGGAAGUGAAAAUAAAGAAUUAUUGAC